CGCCACUUUCGAAAAUGAAAGACUGUGAGAGCUCCCUCUCCUCCUAAAAUCAAUCUUAUCAGCAAUUCAGAUUACAUGCAAAUCAGUAGCGCCAUUCCAGUGAAAGAGCUGACCGAGUAGGGGACAGUGUUGCGCAUUCCUUGGGGAAGGAAUUCGCUUGUUCUUUUCAGCCGGCUUCGAAGAAAGUCUUCAGUCAGUGCAUUACAUUUAGCUGUUUUAAGGAGGUUUUGAGGUUUGCACUGAAGUGAAACUAAAUUGUAACCCAUUGUAUAGAGCAAUUUAUCUGUGGUGUUUUUUUCAGCAGUGCUUUUUAAACCUGGGGAAAAGCGGCACGGGAAAGUGUUACUGGUUACCCGGUUGUUCUUGUACGUAGUCUUUUUUUGUGGUCAUGGGUACAAAUCGGAACCGGACUGUUAACUUGUACGGCUGGGCGAUGAUUAUAUUUAUUGUUUUUAAUCGGCACUACUGUCAUGGAAGUUGCUUGGAGAAAGAACUAGAGAAAAGGGAAGAAGAGGCGAACAUAGUUUUAACCGGGACUGUGGAAGAAAUUAUGAACGUGGACCCAGUUCACAAAACGUACUCUUGCAAGGUCAGAGUGUGGCGCUAUUUGAAGGGCAAGUCUAAGGUGAAUGGUGAGGUCCUGCUGGAUGGUGGCAACAAGGUGAUGAUCGGUGGCUUUGGAGACCAACAGAUCUGUGACAACCAGGUGGCCACGGGUGACACUCGUAUCUUUUUUGUCAACCUGGCACCUGAGCCCAUGUGGCCAGCUCACAAGAAUGAACUGAUGCUUAACUCCAGCCUGAUGAGGAUUACCCUACGCAACCUGGAAGACGUAGAGCACUGUGUUGAAGAUCACAGAAUGAUCAUUGCAGACAAACCAGUUAACUUCCAAAAUCAAAUACUUGACGGUUGCAGGGGGAUGCUCUGUGGCUUUGGUGCGGUGUGUGAACGUGACCCAGCAGACCCCUCCAGGGCUCAGUGUGUAUGUAAGAAGAUGGCAUGCCCACAAGUGGUGGCACCCGUGUGUGGCUCGGACUCGUCCACGUACUCUAAUGAGUGUGAGCUGGAGAAGGCCCAGUGCAGCAUGCAGAGACGCAUUAAGGUGGUGCGCAAGGGACCCUGUGCGGUGAAGGACCCCUGCAGUGAUGUGACUUGCAGCUAUGGCAGCACCUGCGUCCAGUCAUCAGACGGUCAGUCGGCCAGGUGUAUGUGUCCUUUGAACUGCGAGGGCCAGCCCCAGCAGGUGGUAUGCGGCAGCGAUGGUCAGGAUUACCCCAGCGAGUGUGAGCUUCACAAACGGGCAUGUGACCUGCAGAGAAAUGUCCGCAAGCAAUACGACGGCCACUGCGAUCCUUGCAGCAACAAAACAACAUGCUGGGUAGAGCAUGGAACUCGCCGGAUGGUCAUCCAGUCCUCCUCACAGGCCUGCCCUCUGGGCGGGGAGCCAGUCUGUGCCAGUGAUGGGCAAACUUAUAAUAACACCUGUCAGAUGCAACACGCUAGCUAUCAGAGGGGUGUGACCCUGAGGGAGCUUCACCGUGGGCCAUGCAAGAAACAGAGCGAAUGCUUAGAGACAUGCCUGUUCAACAGCGUCUGCCUGAUAGAGCAGCGUGGCUCGCGCUGCUCCUGUGAGCCAAUCCUAUGUGACGGUGCCUAUAGGCCACUGUGUGGCCAUGACGGCACCACCUACGGCAACGACUGUGAGCGCCAGCGCGCCGAGUGCCUGGCCAGGGCCCUUAUUCCUGUCAAGCACAAGGGGUCUUGUGAUCUGCACAUUCCCAGUCCUUGCCAGGGCUACCGCUGCGAGUGGGGGGCCAUGUGCGUGGUGAAGGAUGGGGGGCCUGUGUGCGAGUGCCCUGACGUGUGCCCGCCAUCACAGGACCCAGUGUGUGGCAGUGAUGGCCACACCUAUGGCAACCAGUGUCAGAUGAAAACCUUGUCCUGCACCCUACAGAAGGAUAUCCACAUGAAGCACCGAGGACCAUGCAAAGAAUCCUGCGGCAGCUGUUCAUUUGGGGCAAUCUGUGAUGGGCAGACAGGACAGUGUGUGUGCCCCACCGAGUGCAUUGACACUCAUCAGCCCGUGUGUGGCACAGAUGGCACCACCUACAGCAGUGAGUGCCUGCUCAAUGUGCAGGCUUGCACCGAACAGAAGGACCUGAAGGUGGCCGCCCAAGGAGAGUGCAAGACAUGUGGCGGCAGCAUGUGCUCAUGGGGGGCACGCUGUGUAAGGAACAAAUGUGAGUGUCCAUCCUGUCAGGGAGAGCCCUUCUCCCCUGUGUGCGGCAGCAACGGAGUCGCCUACGACAAUAACUGCGAGCUCCGUCUCGACUCCUGUGUCCUCAAGAUGAAAAUUGAUGUCGUCAAGAUGGGCAGAUGUGAUGAAGAAUGUGGGUCUGGUGGUUCUGGCUCAGGGUCCGACAAUGACUGUGAUCAAGAGCGCUGCCGCAUGUUUGGGGGCUCAUGGGACGAAGACGCAGAGGACGACCGUUGUGUGUGCGAAUUCACUUGCCACAGCGUCCCACGCAGUCAGGUGUGUGGCUCAGAUGGACGCAACUACAGCAGUGAAUGUGAGCUCAAGAAGACCAAGUGCGAGAAGCAGAUGCACCUGCAGAUACUCAACCAGGGGCCCUGUAUCGCCCCUUUGAAUUCCGUACCAAGUCCUGAAUCAAGCCAAGAUUGCAGUCAGACUACCUAUGGAUGUUGCCUCGACAAAAGGACAGCAGCCCUUGGCGUGGGCUUAGCAGGGUGCCCAAGUACUUGCCAUUGCAACCCAUACGGCUCAUAUGGCAGCACGUGUGACCCUGUCAGUGGCCAGUGCUCUUGCAAGCCUGGCGUUGGUGGCUUGAAGUGUGACCGUUGCAAGCCAGGCUUCUGGAACUUCCGCGGCAUUGCCACAGAGAAGAGCAGCGGCUGCACACCAUGUAACUGUGAUCCCAUGGGCUCCGUGCGGGAUGACUGUGAGCAAAUGUCUGGCCUGUGCUCCUGUAAGACUGGUGUGAAGGGACUCAAGUGUAACCUCUGUCCCAAUGGCACCCACAUGGGUGCCAAUGGCUGCGACAAAGGCCCUGACGCCCCAGUUUCUUGUGCAAAGUUGACCUGCAAGUUUGGUGCUAUCUGUGUUGAGGAGAAGAGUCAGGUCCAUUGUGAAUGUCCCUCACCAGAUUGUCCUGAGGGGAACCAGACUAAGGUAUGUGGUUCUGACGGGAUAACGUACGCUGACCAGUGCCAGCUGAAGACUAUUGCUUGUCGCCAGAACAAACAUAUUACUGUGGUCCACCAGGGUCAGUGCCAAGAAGUCAGCAGAAUUACAAACUCUACAGGUGUAUCAACGUACAGCAAUGUUGCCGCCACCCUCUUUGACGGGACUGUGCCACCAUCCAAUCUUCCUGAAAUGGAAGAUGUGGAGGAGCAAAGCAACCAGGCAGUUGAGGCCCUCCCUCCUCAGUUUGCUGAGGCUACUCCAGGCACGUUGCCUCUGCCUACCCAUCCUACCACCACUCGGCACCAGUCCCGACAUGCAACCCCUCCAGGCUCUGGGCAUGUCUCCACGCCAUCUCUUUAUGAGGAUUCAGGCAGUGGCCAGGCCAGUGGAGACGAUGAGGAGGGAAGUACAGCGAUGGAGGCUAGCGGAGAAGUGCCAUCUGAGUCUGCGGCUGUCCCCACCCUGCUCCCAGCUGCAGAAGCCCACUCAUCUUGUGACAGUGCUCCUUUCGGCUGCUGCCCCGAUGCCUACACUGCAGCCAGCAGCCCAGAAGGACCCAACUGUCCCCCCACGAUGAAGUUCAGUGCCUACAUUAACCUGGAACAGGUAGAUGGCCAGGAGGUCUUCUUCACCCCAGAAAUGGAGGAUCCCAAAUCUGAAUUAUUUGGAGAAACUGCCAGGAGCAUUGAAAAUGCUUUGAAUGAAUUGUUUCACGCGUCAGAUGUAAAAACAGACUUUAAAAGUGUCCAGGUUCAAAAUAUAGCUCCCAGUACCUCUAUCAUGGCUUUAGUGGAGGCUCAUUUUGACUCAGACACUAGAUACACUAUGACAGAUGUGGCGGAAGCCUUGAUUAAACAAAUAAAGACAUCCAAGGAGACAGGCAUCGUAGUGAAGAAGCCAGUAGAAUUCCACACGCGCUUCAUCAGCUACGGACUCUCUACACUCACAGUAAUCACCACGACUGUGACCACACCCAUAAUCAAUAUGGCUGCAGCCACAGCCACUCGCCAUCCUACCCUGACUACCCAGCAGCCUUAUACCAGCCGAAGCAUCACCACGGCAACCCCAGUGACCACAGCUCGUUUCUCAACCACUACCACCAUGACACCAGCCUUCAGGCCCAAUCCAGCGAACCUAUCUAGGGAGCCUGUCAGGUCAUGUGAUUUGCACUCAUGCCUCUAUGGUGGGACCUGUGAGGACAAUGGCAGUGACUUUAAAUGCAUCUGUCCAGCGGGGAGAGGAGGAAAAAUCUGUGAGAAAGCUAUCAAGUAUUUCAUCCCCAACUUUGGGGGCAAAUCCUUCUUGGCCUUUCCCACGAUGAAGGCCUACCACACAGUCCGGAUCGCCAUGGAGUUCCGCGCUUCAGAGAUGACGGGCCUGCUGCUGUUUAAUGGCCAACAUGGAAAAAAAGACUUCCUGUCACUAGCAUUGGUGUCCGGGCGAGUGCAGCUCAGGUUUAACACCGGCUCAGGUACUGGCACCAUGCACAGCCAAGUGCGUGUAACGCCAGGCCGCUGGCACCAGCUGGUGGUGAUACGCACGCGACGGCAUGCGGUACUGAGCGUGGAUGGUGAGCCCAGCGUGGAGGGAUACAGUCCGGCUGGCACUGAGGGCCUCAACCUGGACACAGACCUUUUCAUCGGGGGUGUGUCUGAUAAGCUGCUACAGGAUGUAAAGGAGAAAACAUCUGUGUCCUCUGGCCUGGUGGGCUGCAUCCGCACACUCGACAUCAACAACAUGGUGUACAACCUGCAAGAUAAUGGCCAGCAGGUGCUUUACAGCUCUGCGGUGGCGCAGUGUGGGGAGACCCCCUGUCUACCCAACCCCUGCCGUAACAGUGCCACCUGCCAGGUCCAAGAGGCUGACACAUUCCAUUGCAAGUGCCCUAGUGGCUUCUCAGGUCCAACGUGUGCUGAGACCCACAACCCAUGUGACCCUAACAAGUGUCAUCCCUCCUCUCAGUGCCAGGUGCUGCCUGAGGGCAAAUAUAAGUGUCAGUGUCCAGUGGGACGUGAGGGAACCCACUGCGAGAGAGAAAUCAACAGUGACAAGAAUGUUCCCUACAUCCCCUACUUCAGUGGAAACUCCUACUUGGAGCUGAAAGGCUUGCACACUUAUGGAAGUGACCUGCAGAACAAAGUCAGUAUGACAGUUGUUUUCCUGGCUAAUGACUCCAAUGGCAUGAUAUUCUACAAUGGACAGAAGACUGACGGCAAAGGAGACUUCAUCUCUCUCUCGUUAAAUGAUGGCACCCUGGAGUUUAGAUACGACCUGGGCAAGGGUCCUGCUGUCAUCAGGAGCAAGAAUAAGGUCCAGAUGCAUGUUUGGAACACGGUAAACCUGGAACGUGGCAACCGCAAGGGUGAAAUCAGCGUCAACGGAAAAGACACAGUCAGGGGAGAGUCUCCGGAUCAACACACAAUUCUAAACCUAAAGGACUCACUCUUUGUCGGAGGAGCCCCAGAUUUCAGAAAGCUGGCAAGGGCAGCUGCUCUCAAAGAUGGCUUUAAAGGGGCCGUCCAGUCGAUCACACUGAUGGGCACCCCCAUCCUGACCCGGGCCAACAUUAUGCGUUCCAGAGAUAUCUCCGACUACCCAUAUCACCCAUGCUCCAGGGGCAUUUGCCAGAAUGGUGGUCUUUGCCGUCCCCAAGGAGCUGGACAUGAAUGUGUGUGCCAGCAUGGCUUUAGUGGGGUACAGUGUCAGAAUGCCAUUUACGAAAAAUCUGCUGGGGAGGCAGAAUCUAUUGCCUUUGACGGGAGGACAUUCAUUGAAUACCACAAUGCAGUUACUAAGAGCCAGUUGACCAAUGAGAUCCCAGAUCCCAAGUCACUGGAGAAUCCGUCAGACCAGAGUGAGAAGGCCUUGCUGGUAAACAAGUUUGAGAUGAGUAUCAGGACAGAAGCCUCGCAUGGUCUGAUCCUCUGGAGCGGCAAAGGAGUGGAGCGUUCAGAUUACAUUGCUCUGGCCGUGGUGGACGGCCAUGUGCAGAUGACCUAUGACCUAGGCUCUAAGCCCGUGGUGCUGCAGUCAUCGGUACGCGUAAACACCAAUCACUGGGUCCGCAUCAAAGCCAGCAGAGCACUGAAGGACGGCUCCCUUCAGGUGGGUAAUGAGGCACCUGUCACCGGAUCGUCUCCCUUGGGAGCCACACAGCUGGAUACAGAUGGAGCACUCUGGUUGGGUGGCUUGGAGGAGUUGCCCGUUGCACGCAGACUGCCCAAGGCCUACAGCACAGGGUUUGUAGGUUGCAUAAAGGAUGUGAAUGUGGAUGGAGUGGAACUGCACCUAGUGGAGGAUGCCUUGAACAGUCCCAGAAUCCUCCACUGCUCUGCCCAAUAGCCUACUUCCAACUCAUCACUACCCUUCAUGCACACCAUGUCUACUGCUGUAAUUAUUUUAUAUUUUUAUAUGCUUUUCAUUACUUUUUAUAAUGGAAAACACAAGGUUCUUAAUUUUGUUCUUUUUGUAUAUUUUUGUUAGUUUAUUUUGUUCCUUCAUGUAUAACUGAUUUUCCAAAUACAGGUGCACAUUGUGUCAACAAGCAUGUAAUUUAUUUUCCCAUUUAAAAUUGGAAUACCACAUAGUGCACAUUACUUGAACAUUAGAAAAUGACGGGGUGCUGGUGGUAUCUCCACAGUCACCCACGGGCUGUCCUCUGCCUUUCUGAAUACAGCCUGCGUUCCACUUGCACUGCAGCAGACAGAUGGGUGUUUCAGCAGCUCUGUCAGGUGCAUUGUGGGUUAGCAUGCCAUGUGUGUGCAGAAUAGAACACAAAAUAAGAACAUGUCAGACUUACCAAAAGAUACCACACCUUUUUAUUAUGAAAUCCAUAACACACACGGCACACUUUUUAAGAAAGUUUUUCUGUUUUGCAUGUAAUUUUUGUUGAGCUCCCCUGUUAUUUUUAAAUUUUAGACAUUCCUGAAGAAUCACACUAUUAAGUAAUUCUAAGGCUAACUGAAUUUUUGCCAAGAUAAAUUAACACACAGAUGCAUAAAUACAUUAAACUGUGAAUUUGUCCGUUCGCUAUUGUUCUCUAGCUUCCUCUCGGCUGUUAAUCAUACUUAAUGACAAACAAGAACUUUACCUUCAGGAAAUUGAUACUUUAUAGAUCCCCUGUAGGGAAAUUAUCUGUACGCCUCCCUCAACUUGCUCUUUGUGGAGUAAGUGGACCAUGAAGGGCUGCCACCCGUAGCGGCGCCCAGGGAGCUGGGGGUUAAGGGUCUUGCUCAAGGACCCGCAGACGUACUGAGGCUGGGUUCGAACCUGCGACUUUCUGAUUGCAAGGACACAGGCUUAGCCACAUGAGCCACAUGCUGCCCCAAUCCGUGGUUUCUUUUUAUUUCUCUCAUUCAGAUUACUUUUGGCAACAUUCUUGAUGUGUAUGUCUGUUCUGAUGGACACACUCUGGUUUGAAGUCUUUUUUAAGGCUGUGAUAUUUUAAGUACUAUGUUGGUUUUGCAUAACAGAAGCUGCCACUGAAUGGAGGAACAAAUCAUUUGUUUUUAUUAUCUAUUUCAUCUUGUUUUUCCACUUUUUUAAGUUCUACUUUGCCAUUAUAAAAACAGCUGUUAUUGUGUUACCUGGAUGAACUGUCAUGCAGUUUCUGGAGAAGGGAGUCAUGAGGAAUAUGACUUAUAAAAGCUCAGGGGAGACUGGCAGGGGCCAAAAUGGGAAAACACUGAAAGACUAAAGUUUCCAUGACUGUGUUUUCAUAUUUAAAAAAGGAAUACUGUAUUCAAAUUUUGUCUGCUCUAGCUUUUAAUUUAAAAUGUGUUUGUGAUUUAAAUAAAGCCUAGGCCUUUAAACAUCCCUGGUAUUCAAAAAACAAAGUAAAAUAAACUAAUCAAAAUAUCACAGAUGGACAAAUAAAUGCAUGGACUGGGGCUGCAGUUUAUAACCCAAACCUAGUGGGAUGUAAUUAUAUGCUUGCCCUGCUAUUCACAUGUGCUAUUUGGUUGAUUUUACAAAAAUUAUCUAUAUACAUAUAUAUAUAUAUAUUCUAACAGUAAAAUAUAUAAAUGUUUGCUUAUGAAUUUGAGAAGGCCUUAAUGUUUUACCCGUUUUAUCACCACAUAUAAUUUGCAUUUUAAUUUUCGUUUAAAGAAGAUGGAAGUGAUAUGUUACAGGCCUGAUAACUGAAAUUAGAAAGUCGAAUUGCAGGUGACUUAGUAUCAUACACUGGAAUUAGAGCAGACUACACUGUUCCCGUUUUUUGUGCCGAGGGAGGGAUGCAGAUGGGGGGGGGGGGGACAGAAAAAACAUAUUUAUAAAUUUAUAUUUUAAGUAUAAUAUCUAAUUUGCUAAUGAUAGCCAAGGAUAGCUUUGUGUGUCAGUUAUGUAAAUCAGACUAAUAGGACGCAGCACUGCAAUGUACACAAGUGUCCCUAAAUAUGGAGGCAAAUCAAUAAAAAUGUGAGUGUUACUUAUACAUCAUUUAAAAAAAUGUCUCUGUUGCCUGUGAAUACAGUAAAAGUUGCGAGUAGAGUGUUUGAAUGAAAGCAAUUCAGGAUUGCCUUAAAAAUUAAAACCACUACACAUGGAUACGCCACUGUAUCCAAAUUUUCUGUGCUUUUACUUUAGCUAAUAUAAUGGGCUAUUUAAUGAUGCUAAUAAAUAUAUUAAUAAUACUGCCCAUGGAGGACUGUGUUCAUACACACAAAUUUGGGAACCACAGAAAUAUAUAAUAUGUGUAAUGGACAUUCCGGGGUCGGUAAAAUUGAUUUAUGUAUAUUCAAUAACGUAUUUAUGUGCAAAUGCAAAAUUUCAACGUUGCCCUUGUGAACUACUGUUUGAAUGAAAUACACCUGAAGGAUAGUGCACAGAACUUGUAUGGCAUGUUACCAUUACUAACUUUAUUACUUGCGUCUUGUGUUCCUACAACAACUACAGUAAAUAAAGUGCUUAAAACAU
Messenger RNA from Brienomyrus brachyistius, 9121 nucleotides. RefSeq names its product agrin-like. Lineage: Eukaryota; Metazoa; Chordata; Actinopteri; Osteoglossiformes; Mormyridae. Gene Ontology annotation, biological process: multicellular organism development; central nervous system development; receptor clustering. The record is from RefSeq and is a predicted model, not a curated record. The transcript has 39 exons. Gene Ontology annotation, cellular component: membrane. The coding region runs from base 389 to 6547 and encodes 2052 amino acids. Gene Ontology annotation, molecular function: calcium ion binding; laminin binding; serine-type endopeptidase inhibitor activity.